CCAACUAUCAGUGCCAGUCAGUGUCUCCUAUCAGUGCCGCCAAUCAGUGCCGCCAAUCAGUGCCAGUCAGUGACACCUAUCAGUGCCCAUGAGUGCUGCCCAUCAGUACCCCUCAGUGCCUUCCAAUCAGUGCCAUCUAUCAGUGCUAGUCAGUACUACCUAUCAGUGCCAUAUAUGAGUGCUGCCUUUCAGUGCCCAUCAGUGAUGCCUGCAAUGUCAAUCAGUGUCACCUAUCAGUGCCUCCUCAUCAGUGCCGCCUAUCAGUGCCCAUCAUUGCAGCCUAUCAGUGCCCAUCACUGCAGCCUAUCA
This is a messenger RNA of Staurois parvus, 309 nucleotides long. NCBI's taxonomy places the organism in Eukaryota, Metazoa, Chordata, Amphibia, Anura, Ranidae. The record is from the annotation of a GenBank genome assembly.